UUUCUGGGCUGGUGUGAGGAUCCAGUGGGUGGGUUAAAGCCUGAGGGCUUCCUCCGCGGGUGGGUUAAACCUCCCCCAUGCAGAGAGGCACACCACCUGCCUUUUAACGCGGGAUGGAAAGGGAAUCGGUUGCUCCACAAAAUAAAAAAAAAAUUUAAAAAAGGAAAAAUAUGUGAUUUUUGUCCAAAAUAGUAUGAAAGCAGAGGGACGAUUGAGCUGUAUGACAUAUGGAAACGAGCUGUACCUGGAGGAGAGGAUAGUGAAGGACUGUGAGGCUGAUGAAGAGGUGGAGAAGCACAGACCAGAAGGCAGAGCAGUGCUGGAAACCACCUACGAGAAAACAGGAGAAGAGACCUCAUGGGCUCACUGAGCCCCUGGGAUGAGGAGCAAAGCAGCCAGCCCCAGCUCUUUGCACCAUGCCCUGGAAAAUCCUCAACACCAGUCGCCAUCCCUCCUCCACCCCAGAGGUCCCUCCGGGCGGGCGGCUGGGCGGGAGAACGGCAGACAAAAGUCCGAUGGGUUUCCAUCCUGCGUCAAGAGCCGCGAGCACCUUUGUUUUGGGAAAAGAUUUGAACAGGUUUUGACGAACACAGAUAAGGUCCCACCAUGAUGACGUUUGGGUCACUCCUCUCUUUGCUGUGAUAAGAGCUGGCCUUUUAUCAGAUGGUAACACUUUGAUCUGGCUGUUGAAGACGUGUGUUGCUCUAUUCUCACCCAAGCACCCCACUAAGGACGCAAACUCCUCAAAAUCCUUGUGGCCCAAAAUACAAAGAAGCCCUUGAAGCCGGGGGUGUGUGUGGUGGUAAUGGAAAAACGAGGUCAGCAGAUAAGGAGGGGGGGGGUCUCACUGCUUCCCAGUAUAAAACUGGGCAGUCCGGGCAGCUCGGCCUGUCUGCUGCAGUUUCUGAGAAGGUGUGCGUGGACUGGCGGACAACUCCUGCACCAUGAAGUGGCUCGUCCUGGCCCUGGUCUGUCUCCAGCUCUCGGAGGGGAUGGUGAGAAUCAAACUGAAGAAAGCCAAGUCUAUACGGGAGAAAAUGAAGGAGGCCGGUGUGCUGGAGGACUUCCUGAAGAAAAUUAAAUAUGAUCCAGCUAAGAAAUACCACUUCAGUGAGGACUAUGUUGUGUACGAGCCGAUGACCAGCCACCUGGAUUCCUCCUACUUCGGGGAGAUCAGCAUGGGGACCCCCCCGCAAAGCUUCCUGGUGCUUUUCGACACCGGCUCCUCCAACCUGUGGGUGCCGUCCGUCUACUGCCAGACGCCGGCGUGCUCCAAUCAUGCAAAGUUCAAUCCCAGCGAGUCCUCCACCUUCACCUCCAACGGCCAGUCCUACACCCUCUCCUACGGCAGCGGCUCGCUCACGGUGGUGCUGGGCUACGACACGCUGACGCUCCAGAGCAUUGUGGUCACAAACCAGGAGUUCGGGCUCAGCGAGAACGAGCCAACCGAGCCUUUCUACUAUGCUGAUUUUGAUGGGAUCAUGGGAAUGGGCUACCCCUCGCUGGCGGUGGGAGGGACACCCACCGCGCUGCAGGGCAUGCUGCAGCAGAACCAGCUCACCCAGCCCAUCUUCAGCUUCUACUUCUCUCGCCAACCCACCUACAACUACGGGGGAGAGCUCAUUCUCGGAGGAAUUGACACUCAGUUCUUCUCUGGGGACAUUAUGUGGGCACCGGUGACCCAGGAGCUUUACUGGCAGGUGGCGAUUGAUGAGUUUGCUAUCGGGCAGUCAGCGACCGGCUGGUGCAUCCAGGGCUGCCAGGCCAUCGUGGACACGGGGACGUUCCUGCUGACGGUGCCCCAGCAGUACAUAGGCAGCUUUGCUCAGGCUCUUGGUGCCCAGCCGACUAACGAUGGUUAUGCAGUUGACUGCAAUGAGAUCCAGAACAUGCCCACCAUCACCUUCGUCAUCAACGGAGCUCAGCUCCCACUCAGCCCCUCCGCCUACGUCUCGAACAACAACGGCUACUGCACUCUUGCGAUUGAGGAGACCUACGUGCCUUCCCAGAAUGGGCAGCCGCUCUGGAUCUUGGGUGAUAUCUUCCUGAAGGAGUAUUACACCAUCUUUGACCUGGCUAACAACAGCAUCGGCUUCGCCUCGUCGGUGUAGAGGAGCAGAGCAGCAAAAUCCAGCCCUUCUCCUGGCCAAACACACCUUAGCCAGCAGUGCUGGAGCACUACGGGGUUCCUAUGGACCUUUAUGUUCCUUUACGUGUCUGCAUGGUUCCCCAUCCCUCCAGGAUUUCUGUGUGUGCUCUCACAGUCUCCUGUUACA
Messenger RNA from Aquila chrysaetos chrysaetos, 2276 nucleotides. RefSeq names its product pepsin B-like. The record is from RefSeq and is a predicted model, not a curated record. The transcript has 9 exons. The coding region runs from base 945 to 2111 and encodes 388 amino acids. Gene Ontology annotation, biological process: proteolysis. Gene Ontology annotation, molecular function: aspartic-type endopeptidase activity. NCBI's taxonomy places the organism in Eukaryota, Metazoa, Chordata, Aves, Accipitriformes, Accipitridae.